Molecule: messenger RNA, 1869 nt
Organism: Chrysochloris asiatica (Cape golden mole)
Lineage: Eukaryota; Metazoa; Chordata; Mammalia; Afrosoricida; Chrysochloridae
Gene: PRKCH
Product: protein kinase C, eta
Exons: 13
Coding region: 1-1869 (622 amino acids)
Biological process (GO): protein phosphorylation
Molecular function (GO): ATP binding; diacylglycerol-dependent serine/threonine kinase activity
Source: RefSeq, a predicted model, not a curated record
AUGUCAUCCAGCAGCAUGAAGUUCAAUGGCUACUUGAGGGUCCGCAUCGGCGAAGCCGUGGGACUGCAGCCCACCCGUUGGUCCCUGCGCCACUCUCUCUUCAAGAAGGGUCACCAACUACUGGACCCCUACCUGACGGUGAGCGUGGACCAGGUGCGCGUGGGCCAAACCAGCACCAAGCAGAAGACUAACAAACCCACCUACAACGAGGAAUUCUGCUCUAAUGUUACCGACGGUGGCCACCUAGAGCUAGCCGUCUUCCACGAGACACCCCUGGGUUACGACCACUUCGUGGCCAACUGCACUCUGCAAUUUCAGGAGUUACUGCGCACAGCCGGUACCUCGGACACCUUCGAAGGCUGGGUGGAUCUGGAGCCAGAGGGAAAAGUAUUUGUGGUAAUAACCCUAACAGGGAGUUUCACUGAAGCUACUCUUCAGAGAGACCGAAUCUUCAAGCAUUUUACCAGGAAGCGCCAGAGGGCUAUGCGAAGAAGAGUCCACCAGGUGAAUGGACACAAGUUCAUGGCCACAUACCUGAGGCAGCCCACUUACUGCUCACACUGCAGGGAGUUCAUCUGGGGAGUCUUUGGAAAACAGGGUUAUCAGUGCCAAGUGUGCACCUGCGUUGUCCAUAAGCGAUGCCAUCAUCUAAUUGUUACAGCCUGUACUUGCCAAAACAAUAUUAACAAAGUGGAUUCAAAGAUUGCGGAACAGAGGUUUGGAAUCAACAUUCCACACAAGUUCAACAUCCACAACUACAAAGUGCCAACAUUUUGUGAUCACUGUGGUUCCCUGCUCUGGGGGAUAAUGCGGCAAGGACUUCAGUGUAAAAUAUGUAAAAUGAAUGUGCAUAUCCGGUGCCAAGCGAAUGUGGCCCCUAACUGUGGGGUGAAUGCCGUGGAGCUUGCCAAGACGCUGGCAGGGAUGGGUCUCCAACCAGGAAAUAUCUCUCCAACCUCGAAACUGGUUUCUAGAUCGACCUUAAGACGACAAGGGAAAGACAGCACCAAAGAAGGAAAUGGGGUCGGGGUUCAUUCUUCCAACCACCUUGGUUUCGACAACUUUGAGUUCAUCCGAGUGUUGGGGAAGGGGAGUUUUGGGAAGGUGAUGCUUGCAAGGAUAAAAGAGACAGGAGACCUCUAUGCUGUGAAGGUGCUAAAAAAGGACGUGAUUCUUCAGGACGAUGAUGUGGAAUGCACGAUGACCGAGAAAAGGAUCCUGUCUUUGGCUCGCAACCACCCCUUCCUCACUCAGCUCUUCUGCUGCUUUCAAACCCCGGAUCGGCUAUUUUUUGUCAUGGAGUUUGUGAAUGGGGGUGAUCUGAUGUUCCACAUUCAGAAGUCUCGUCGCUUUGAUGAACCUCGAGCUCGUUUCUAUGCUGCAGAAAUCAUUUCAGCGCUCAUGUUCUUACAUGAGAAAGGAAUCAUCUAUAGAGAUCUGAAACUGGACAAUGUCCUGUUGGACCACGAAGGCCAUUGUAAACUGGCAGACUUCGGAAUGUGCAAAGAAGGGAUCUGUAACGGGGCCACCACAGCAACGUUCUGCGGUACACCCGACUAUAUUGCUCCAGAGUUCAUGACCAAAAACCCCACUAUGCGCUUGGGCAGCUUGACUCAGGGAGGUGAGCAUGCCAUCUUGAGACAUCCUUUCUUUAAGGAAAUUGAUUGGACCCAGCUGAACCAGCGUCAGAUAGAACCACCUUUCAGACCCAGAAUCAAAUCUCGAGAAGAUGUCAGCAAUUUCGACCCCGACUUCAUAAAGGAAGAGCCAAUUUUAACCCCAAUUGAUGAGGGGCAUCUUCCCAUGAUUAACCAGGAUGAAUUUAGAAACUUUUCCUUUGUCUCUCCAGAAUUGCAACCAUACUCUUAA